CUUUAGUUUUGUAAAUUUUUUUACCCCAUUUUUCCUUUUUAUUUUUUUUUCUCUCCCUUCAAUCUCCUCUGCCCUACUGUCACUUCUCUCUACUCUUUCAAUUCUCAUUUCCAUUUUCUUCAACUUCUCUUCUUCCAUUCCUUUUUAUUUUUUCAUUUUUUUUUCGAUUUUUUCUCCUUUGGACUUUUCCCCCCUCUUCACGUUUGGGGUUUAAUUGCCGGAAAUUAGUCGGGAUUUUGCUUUUUUUUUUUCUUACCUCUAUAAAUCUCGCUUGGCCUUUCAAUUUCUGGAUUUUCGGCUUAAUUUUCAAGGUUUUGGCUGUGAUCGGACCCUUUCGUUCUAAGAUCUGCUCUGGGUUGUUGGUCAAUUUUGAUCUGGUUAGUGUUUUAUUCAACAACGGGUUUGGAUCCGAUCGAGGAAGAAACAGCGCCAUCCGAUGGCGCUGUUCAGACGGUUCUUUUACAGGAAGCCGCCGGAUCGGCUUCUUGAGAUCUCCGAGAGAGUCUAUGUGUUUGAUUGUUGCUUCUCCACGGAAGUGUUGGAAGAAGAAGAAUAUAAGGUCUACUUGGAUGGCAUUGUAGCACAGUUACAGAGUCACUUUCCUGAUGCGUCAUUCAUGGUUUUCAACUUCAGAGAAGGUGGUAGGCGGAGUCAAAUAUCUGAUGUACUGACUCAGUAUGACAUGACAGUUAUGGACUAUCCUCGGCAAUAUGAGGGGUGUCCUUUAUUGCCAUUGGAGAUGAUUCACCACUUCCUUCGAUCAAGUGAAAGCUGGUUGUCACUGGAAGGUCAACAGAAUGUGCUGUUGAUGCAUUGUGAAAGAGGAGGAUGGCCUGUUCUUGCAUUCAUGCUAGCUGGUCUUCUCUUGUACAGGAAACAAUACAGUGGGGAGCAGAAGACUCUUGAAAUGGUCUACAAGCAAGCUCCUAAGGAACUUCUCCAUCUUUUGUCUCCUUUAAAUCCUCAGCCUUCCCAGCUGAGAUAUCUUCAAUACAUUUCCAGGAGAAAUUUAGGUUCCGAUUGGCCUCCAUCAGAUACGCCUCUAAUUUUGGAUUGUUUAAUACUAAGAGUUCUACCCCUUUUUGAUGGGGGAAAAGGAUGUAGGCCUGUUGUGCGUAUUUACGGUCAAGAUCCCUCAGCACCGGCCAAUAGAACUUCAAAGCUUUUAUUUUCGACACCAAUCAAAAGAAAACAUAUCCGCAACUACCUACAGGCAGAGUGUAUGCUGGUGAAAAUUGAUAUUCAUUGCCAUGUUCAAGGGGACGUAGUUCUUGAAUGCAUCCAUAUGGAUGAAGACCUAGUACACGAGGAGAUGAUGUUUCGAGUUAUGUUUCACACAGCAUUUGUUAGAUCAAACAUUGUGAUGCUGAACCGUGAUGAAGUUGAUGUUUUAUGGGAUGCGAGGGACCAGUAUCCCAAGGACUUCAGAGUUGAGGCGCUCUUUUUGGAUGCUGAUGCUGUUGUCCCCAAUCUCACCGCACCCUUCGAUGAUGAAGAUGGAAAUGAAACUGGAGCUGCUUCUCCUGAAGAAUUUUUUGAGGUUGAAGAGAUCUUCAGUAAUGUAAUGGAUGGGCAGGAAGCAAAGGGAUCCAAUGAUCCUCACGUAGUCAAUCAUGUAAAUCGUAAAGAAGAAUGGAAGGAGGACUUCGAUCCUCCUGCAUUCCAAGACUGUGCAUCUGACGAUGGAAAUCUUAAGCAUGAUAAAAAAUCUGAUUUUGAUGCAGUGAAGGACAUCACUGUGGAUGAUGUGAAGUACAAACUGAAUGAAAAUAUAUAUCCUGAUCUUAAUGCAGUUAAGGACAUUGCCGUGGAUGAUGGGGAAAUGAAUUCGAAUUCCUUCUUGGUAGCUACUAAUGUCCCAACUCAUGUGAAAGUCCAGGGGUUGGUGGAUGAUGCAUAUGAGAAAUUUGAAGAUAUGGAAAAAAAGGAUGACCGAAGAGAUACUUCACCUGAGAAAUUGGAAAACAAGGUUCUGCAGAAGAAGUUGAGUGCUGAUGGUUCUAGACAAAAGUCAGAAAAAUUGCAAACACCGAUUCCCAAGAAACAGCCUGUUUCAAGUGGAAAACCGACCAAUGAUACGGGUUUAACCAAACAGAAAGUCAAACAACAAGAGACUCAAGGUUUCUCUGCAAAACAAGCAAAGCCAAAUGCAGUUUCUAGAUGGAUCCCUCCUAACAAAGGCUCUUAUACGAAUUCUAUGCAUGUUUCCUAUCCACCUUCAAGAUAUAACAGUGCCCCAGCUGCUUUGGCAAGUAUUGCAUCAUCAAAGGAUGUAAAUGCAAAUUCCAAAACGAAGGCCACUGCCACCCUUGAUUCUCUGGUUUCUUCAGAUGUUUUUACUGAACGAAAAAACUAUAAAGUGGAUUCUGUGAGGCCUUCUCACUCCGCACCUGCGAACCUUAUGCAUGGCCCAUCAUCUCCAGUUGAGUCAAUUGGUGAGACGCCUUCUUCCUCUGAAACUUUAAAGCCUUCAGAUAGUGAUGCACAACUUGAAGUACCACCAUCGCCCCCCGUGCCCACAAAGCCACCUCCACCUUCUCCUCCUCCUCCUCCUCCACCUCCACCUUCUCCACCACCCACUUCAUUUCAUCAUAUAGGGACAACAUACUCUGCUCUUCCACUUUCUGUGUCUUUAGCACCACCACCCAUUCUUAACUCACCAAAGGCAGUGAAUACCCCUCCCCCUCCCCCUCCAUCCAGUAGGCUGAAUAGUGUUUUUCCCCAUUCUUCAACUCAACCAUCAUGGGAGAAAAUAUAUUCUUCUGUUGACACUGGUACGGUGACUGGUUCUAUACCUCUACCUUCUUCUGUGGGCAUGCCAUCUACCUUAAAGAAUAUUGCUAGUACUUCUCUUCUUGCCUCGUCACUUAAAGAGAUAUCAUUAUCACUACCACCUCCCCCACCUUCUAUGAAACAUGAAGCACAUAUUCCACCCCCUCCACCACCCCCACCCCCCACCCCCACCCCCAUUAAUGCAUCACCCCCACCCCCACCACCUCCACCCCCACCCAUGUAUGGUGCGUCUCCAACACCAUCUUUAUUACAUCGAGCACCAUCUUCAACGCAUAGAGCCUCACCUCCGCCACCUCCUCCCCCACCACCUUUCAUGCAUGGAGCUCCAUCUCCACCUCCUCCUCCUCCCCCACCUUCCAUGUAUGGAGCCUCACUUUCACCACCUCCUCCCCCUCCACCUUCCACGUAUGGAACCUCACCUCCACCACCUCCUCCCCCACCACCUUCCAUGUAUGGAGCCUCAGCUCCACCACCUCCUCCACCACCACCACCACCUUCCACGUGUGGAGCCUCACCUCCACCACCUCCUCCCCCACCACCUUCCAUACAAUGCGAGGGGUACCCCCCUCCACCCCCACCACCUUUGAUGCGUGGGGCUCCUCCACCACCUCCACCUCCGCCUCCACCUCCAUCAAUGCAUCAAGCUUCUCCUCUGCCAACUCCCAUGCGUGGGGCUCCCCCACCUCCUCCACCUCCACCUAUGCCUGGGGCUCCUCCGCCACCGCCUUUAUCACGUGGUGCUCCUCCACCACCACCACCUCCACCAAUGUAUGGGGCUCCUCCCCCCCCACCACCUCCUCCAAUGCAUGGGGCUCCACCACCACCACCACCCCCUCCAAUGCGUGGGGCUCCUCCCCCACCACCACCCCCUCCAAUGCAUGGUGUUCCUCCACCACCACCCCCUCCAAUGCAUGGGGCUCCUCCCCCACCUCCUCCACCUGGCGGUGGUAGAGCCCCACCCCCACCUCCCCCUCCCGGCGGUGGUAGAGCCCCACCCCCACCUCCCCCUCCCGGCGGUGGGAGAGCCCCACCACCACCUCCCCCUCCCGGCGGUGGGAGAGCCCCACCACCACCUCCCCCGCCCGGCGGUGGCAGAGCCCCCCCACCACCUCCCCCACCCGGGGGUGGUGGAGCACCCGCACCACCUCCCCCUCCUGGUGGAGGUCGUGGAGCACCUGGCCCUCCUAGACCUCCGGGUGUUGGACCUCCUCCACCCCCACCGUUAGGUGCUAGAGGGGCAAAUGCUCCACCUGACCCAAGAGGUUUGUCUUCUGGGAGAGGGCGUGGGCUAUCACGCUCGACAGCUACAGCACCUCGAAGGUCCUCCUUGAAACCUCUACAUUGGAGUAAAGUAACAAGGGCUCUGCAAGGAAGCUUAUGGGAAGAACUACAGAGAUAUGGCGAGCCUCAAAUUGCACCAGAGUUUGAUGUCUCCGAGUUAGAGACUCUCUUUUCUGCAACUGUCCCCAAACCUGCUGAAAAAUCUGGAGGCCGAAGGAAGUCUGUUGGAUCUAAAACUGACAAAGUUCACCUGAUUGACCUCAGGAGGGCUAAUAACACUGAAAUUAUGCUCACCAAAGUAAAGAUGCCACUUCCUGAUAUGAUGGCUGCAGUGCUAGCUAUGGAUGAGUCAGUUUUAGAUGUUGAUCAGGUGGAAAAUCUCAUAAAAUUUUGUCCUACCAAGGAGGAGAUGGAACUUCUUAAGGGAUACACUGGUGACAUGGAUAACCUUGGAAAGUGUGAACAGUAUUUUUUGGAGCUGAUGAAAGUGCCUCGAGUCGAGUCAAAGAUGAGAGUGUUUUCUUUUAAGAUACAAUUUGGCUCUCAGAUAGUAGAAUUUAAGAAGAGUUUAAAUACUGUCAACUCUGCAUGUGAUGAGGUUAGGAAUUCUACCAAAUUGAAGGAGAUUAUGAAGAAAAUUCUUUAUCUGGGGAAUACAUUAAAUCAAGGAACAGCAAGGGGUUCUGCAGUUGGCUUCAAGUUGGAUAGUCUUUUAAAACUUGCUGAUACACGUGCUUCUAAUAAUAAGAUGACGCUCAUGCAUUAUCUUUGCAAGGUCCUUGCUUCGAAGACACCGGCUCUUCUGAAUUUUCAUCUGGACCUGGGUAGCCUCGAGGCAGCAACCAAGAUACAAUUGAAGUCUUUAGCAGAAGAAAUGCAAGCUAUAAUCAAGGGGUUGGAAAAGGUCAGGCAGGAGCUUGUUGCUUCUGAAAGUGAUGGCCCGGUCUCUGAAGUUUUUCGCAAGACGCUGAAAGAAUUUAUUGCUAUUGCUGAGACAGAGGUGGCAUCGGUGACAAAUCUUUACUCUACUGUGGGUAGAAAUGCAGAUGCACUUGCACUAUAUUUUGGUGAGGAUCCGGCUCGUUGUCCAUUUGAGCAGGUUACAGUGACACUAUUGAACUUUGUGAGACUAUUUCGGAAAGCCCACGAAGAAAACUGCAAACAGGCCGAAUUGGAAAAGAAAAAGGCCGAGAAGGAAGCCGAAAUGGAGAAUGCCAAAGGAAUCAGCCUUACGAAAAAGAGUGUGAAAUAGGUGAUAAACUUGAGUUCUCCUUAGCAUGGGAGAUUGAGCUCUCAUCCUACAUUGGCAGCGACUCGGUUGUCAACUUGCGGCCAAGGGGAAGCAUGCCGUGUGACCGAAGUGCAUCCAAUUGAGAUAUGUUCUGCAGUGUUAAGGCCCCUCAAUGAAUGUGGAUAUGAAACACAAUGGUCUGUUUAUUAAUCAUACGCCUGCAGAACUGUUGAGUUGGCCAGCUCGUUUAUUUGUACAUAUCUGACCGGCUGCUACUUGAACCAACAAAAUCACGCCCCAACUCAACCGAUGUUUCACUCUUGAAUAGACAGAUCAAUCAAUCAAUCAAUCAUGGAGAGAGAUAAAUAUUGGAUGCUGACUGACUUAUCUUCGCCAAGCAAAGGUAUUCUCUAUGCUGGUAGCUGCAAUUCUUAUUAUGGAUUUGGCUCCUCCGGCAGAGUUAUUCAGAAGAGUAUUUUCAGUCCUAGAUCAGUGUUUUGAUUAAAAGUAGCAAUUUGGUUUCGGCUUUGACGACGUAUGCAUUUGGCAUAAAUUUUUUGGGCAGAGAACAAAUGCGUCGAAAUUGCAUCCUCCUUGAAGUCCAGCCAUAGCACGAAACCAUGUACAGAGCCUCUCUAACCAUUCCAUACAUUAGAAUGUAAAAUUUGUUCUAUUGUUUGAUGAUGUAACAUGAAAAUAGUUUUUUUCUUUUUCAUCCCUCCUUUAUGUGUAGAUUUUUUGACUCAAACCCGUCAUAGAAGGUGUUGUAUAGAGCAGAUUCAGAGAGUAAUUAGAAGACGGGUUCUCCCACCACUGUAAUUGUAACAUAAAAAUCGAAAAAUAUAGGCCACGUUUGAAGUCUUUUUGUUUCA
Molecule: messenger RNA, 6177 nt
Organism: Cucumis melo (muskmelon)
Lineage: Eukaryota; Viridiplantae; Streptophyta; Magnoliopsida; Cucurbitales; Cucurbitaceae
Product: formin-like protein 20
Source: RefSeq, a predicted model, not a curated record